AACCAAACCACCCGGCUCGGGUCGGCGCCUGUAGCUUUAACCGCCUGCCGUGGGUGGUGGCCGGGCGCAGUGCGCAUGAGUUCGGGGUUGGUCGCUCGGCGGAGCCCGCGUCUGGUCGGAGGUGCUGCUCUAGUCACCUGUCUGCUGCUGUCCUCCGUCCAGGCUCGUUCCCGCUCCUCGUUCUGCCCUCAGCACCCGGGAGAGGUGCGGACUGCGCCCCGCAGCCGAAAUGAAUAAAGCUAGCAGCCCUACGUAAUAAGCUGAUGGCAUUCUACGCUGCAUCGGGAUCAAUCAGUCAAGAGGGUGUGAUGCCUAGAAAUGUCCUCUCAGAUUCUCCUGAAAUGGCAUCCGACAUCUCUCCAAAGCACACACUUGGGAGCAUGGAGAAGGGUGGCAGUGUGGAGAAUCGUGGCAGCCAAGCUAGGUGCAGAACUCUUGCCUUGGAUGAUGAGAGUCUGAAAUACUUAACUCAUGAAGAGCAGGAUGUUCUUAUGUUCUUUGAGGAAACCAUAGAUGCCUUAGAAGAUGACUUGGAGGAGCAGGUCUUACGUGACAGUGGCAUCCACUGUCAGUCUCCCAGGUCAACAGAAGAAAAUGUGUCCAGUCAUUCAGAGACUGAAGAUAUCAUCGACUUAGUACAGUCAACACCUGAGAGUAGUGACCAUGACGGCCCUCCUAGCAGAGAUGCAGAACCAGUGUCGGAUGCUACCCGGAGAACCGAGAGCCCUAAACCAGCUGUACCUGCUGACCUUCCUCCACAUCCCCCUGUACCACCACCAUCAAUGUCUGAGACUCUUCCUCUUCCACCCCCUCCUCCAGUGCAGCAUCCAAAAUUGUUUCGCUCUAUCCCCACUCCACUUAUCAUGGCCCAGAAGAUUUCUGAGCAGCAGAUGGAGAGCAAGGUGCGCUUCCCCAGUGCCCUCAAGGAAGGGAAUUCAGAUAGGAAGAAAACACCAGUAGCCAACGGUGAUUAUUUUGCAGCUCCGAAGCACCCUCCCGCACCUGCACCCAAACUGCACCGGUUCCCGAGCAACAUCAACAUAACAAAUGUCAGUGGCAAAGAAUUCAAUGAGACUAUUUCAAAAGCAGCGGUUAAUGUCCAGGAGCGGAGAGCUCAGGUGUUGGCCAACAUCAAUGGAGGAGCUUUCCUGGCAGCUGAACUGGAGGAGAAGCUGCAGAAAAAUGACUUCUUGUCACGUAAUAGAAGUUCUUCCUUAAGGGAUCUCUCCUCUGAGCAAACACGAUACGAGGCCCUGACAAAACUUGGCCUAGUUAAGGGAAAGCCAGCUCAGGACCAAGUGGAUCAUGCAUCAAGCACUCGGCAGCUUGAUGUGCAGCCUAAACAGGCAGAUGCUGUUCCCAAUGGGUAUCAAAACAUCCAUGAGAUUUUAAAAAGCGGGCCCAGCCCUUUCCUUCCUAUGGGCAAAACUGUAACAAUCAAACCAGAGGUGGCUCUUGCUGCUAACAAGGUCAGCAGCACACAGCAGAACACAGCAAAAAGUUUUAAUGAUUAUAAACAACCUAGUCUAAACCUGGAUAUGAGGAGGAGGUCGGGUUCGCUGCCUAGACCUUCAGGAUUUCGAUCCCAAGGGAUAACGGUAAAGUUCUCUGGCCGCGGCUCAACAGAAGAAGCUAGGAGAGAGGCACUUCGGAAACUGGGACUACUGAAAGAGACUGUGUAAUUUGGAAGGAAUGCUUUGGCAAUGGGAGGAAGUCAUAGCAUGGCAUUGUGCUAGAAUAGUCCCAACGGGACUGGGAUCAAACAGAUUGGAAGAAGAAAGGGGGAGUUCUCUGCUUCAAGCAAGCUAAGGAGGUACUAGAUACUGUGGAAUGACCACUCGUGUUUAUCCCAGAAGGACUGGCACCAUGUAUGGUCAUGUACAGCAGUGGGUUUCAGCUCUCCUUCCUACAGAGAUACUCAUCUGUUGCUCUUUGUGACUGGGAGGACUUUUAUUUAAGUAACGCUGGACUAUAGCGGAUAGCAUCUUGUUACUGAAGUGUACAGUGCAGUAUUGUUGUACAUAGCAAACUGAACGGUGAAUCUCCUUUUGUUCUUUCUGAAGCCAAAACAGAGAGCUCCGUCUUGCCCACAUGUGUAUGUCUGUUCAUGUGAGCUCAAGAUAAUGUCAAAACUGAAGUUUCUGACCAGCAUGACACACUUCUGCGACUUUUUUAUUGUCUGUAUUAUCUCGCUUGGCUUCUUUCCCUACGAGUGGUGGAGUCUUCUCCUUCCUUGUUCUGUCCCCACUUGACUCAAGACUGCAUAGAGGGUAGUUUCUGGUUUGACCUUCUCCUCAACAGAGUGGCUCAAGCUUUGAGUGGGUUACUGCAUCGCUCUGCUGCUUCACUUGAAGUCUUGCCUUUCUUCCCAGCCACCUGCUUCUUGGUCAUGCUCUAGCAACCUACGUGUCCAGUGAAAGGCACCAGAUAAGCCUCAAGGAUAUGCACCAUGCGCCAGUUUUCGCACUGACAGCCAAAGAGUCUCCUGACAAUCUGUGACCCCAACUGUUCUGUACCAGUGACGAUCUUAUAGCAGAGAAGCCAUAGGAACAAGUUAACUUUGUACCAAAUGCGAGAACCUUAUGUCAGAAGUCUUAUUUCUUACAUUAGGGUUCCCGUGAAGAAACCGUUACUUUUUGAACAAUAGCUGUAGUACACAGAGUAGCUGUAAGUUCUGUUAAUUCUAAAAACUGUCAUUUGCUCUUCCUGUAGUUUGACAGCCCUGAUAAUCCUCUGUUCACAGCCUUAUUUGAUUCUGCCCUGCCAAUACAUAACAGAAGUUACAGCCAAAAUUCUUGAAAGCUAAGUGGAGUUACAAGAGAGAGCUGUACGUAAGAGCAUGUCUCUCCUGAAUGGUCCAAGUUGGUGCUUUUUUGCCUUUGUUCAACAGACAUGCUUUUAAAGAUGGUCCCAAAAUAUAUUUGUGUGUUGGUAUGAUUUUUUUUUAAUAUGGCAAAGCUGCUCUUCCACAUUAAAACUCCCUUCCCUUUUUGUACACCUGAAAACAUCAAGAAUAGCCAUUUUCAAAUCAAACGCCAAACUCCAGACCCUCUAAAUUUCUCAUUGUUAUUCCUGCAUGUUUGAGUUCUGUGUUUUUGUUUCUUUUCUAAAAGGAAAAACUCACUUAUUCUCUGCACUUUCUAAAGCCUGAAGUAACCCCCUCUUUUUCCCAAGAAGCUGAGUAAUAAACCUUGGAGAAGAGGAGGGGAGCGGCUGUAAUAGAAACUGACACACCCUUCAGUGAGGAGCUCUGACAUAACUGUGAUAAACAAGUUUGCAGUUCUUAUGAUAAAGUACUUAAAACUUGCUGAGCUGUACUUGUAAAUGAAGCUGUUGUGAAGGAAAAAUCUUUGCAUCAUUCUCAACCUGCCUCAUAAGUUAAUUUUUUUGUUAUUGUUGUUGGGGUUUUUUGGGUUGUUUCGGGUUUGUUUUUUUUUUUUAAUUAUCUGCUUGCUGCUUAAAUUUUUAAUUGUGUUGUUAUGGUAUCUGGCUGGUUCUGUUAUGUAGAUAUUCUUUUCAGCCUUUUCACUGGGUAAGCGAUCAUGUUCCUCACUGUGACAGGCAUAUUAUACAUAAGCAAUCAGUAAUUAAAAUAUGUGGCCAUUCCUCAGUCUGGCAAAGCACUUACGCAUGCAUAAUCAAAUGUGAGAAGUGCCACUGAAACAAAAAAGGCUGCUUGUAUGCUGCAAGUAAAGCACAUACUUACUUUGCUGGGCUCCAAGUCUACAGUCCUAAAUCAGAGAGACAAGGAAGCACAUAAAAUGCAUCCAAGCACCUGCUUUAGUGCAGCCUGGAAUAGUCCUACGUGUGGAUGAUGCAUCAUAAUUUAUUAACAUAACCUGCUAAGUAAAUUUAAAUGUUUCAUGACCUUUGUGCUUUUAAAUCCUGUUAAAGCAAAUUCUUCAUUAUAAAUGUGAAGUGCAUACAAAGCAAUCUUCACAUCUAAUAAUUUCUUUGAGUUGUUUACAGCUGGGAGUCCAUGCUAAGCAAAUGGGGGGGGGGGCCAGGGGGAAACCACCUGACACUAAUGAUUUCAUGGAAAUUCAGUCCUAUUCAAUAACUCUGUAACAUAACCCUAUUUAAAAAAAGACAUAAAUUAGAUGCUUAAUAUCUAAAGUUGCAGUAUGCUGAAUUAGCUGGAUCAUAUUCUUUCAUCCUUUGUGCAGGGCUGUGUCCUCAGCUGGUGGGAAGUAAGAGAUCUUCAUUAGAUAAACCAAUUUCUGCCCAGUGAGGACUUGGAGCGAGGUAUUCAUUAUGGCCCUUCAUUAUAGCAGAUAUCCUACUGGUAAAUUCUUCUCUGUGCCUAAAACUGUAGUAAGUAAAGCCAUGUACUAAAUGAAGUUAAGAGUCUAGCUGCUAAUAACCUGUAUAUAAAUUUAGCUCUAUUUUGUGUAUCUUGUUUUGUGUGUGUAUAGGUUGCUGUGAUUUUAUUUUUUUCCCCUUGUGUUAGAGGUAACUGUCUUGCACAAAUCUGAGAAAUCGUAUAUUAAACUGGGAUAAAACCAAUGAAAUGAUGGCUGAUGGGAGGUGAAAUUUUGUCACCCAAGUAGCAUGCAUCCUUCUUGGUGAAGGGAAGUGACUUUUUUGAAUGGCUAAUAUCAAUUUAGUAACUCUUCUUUUUGCAAUUGUGGAUGUGUGUGUGAGCCAGAGCUCAAUCCUGUCACAGCGUUGGUGAAGGGGGGGAGGAAGAGAAGGAUUAUGUGUCUUCUGUCAAGAGAUGUGUGUUCUUACUGCUGGGCCUCAGGAACUGUGACCAGGGUCCUUGCAGGAAUUAUGUUCAUCCUGAACAGUGUUUGAAGUAGGCAAACCCUCCCUCUCCUGAUGAUUUGCAAUAUUAAAAUGACUUUUCCAAGGGGAAUAUUCUAUACAUGAAAGAAUAGAAACUCAUUUUUGUUUCCGUGGCUGCCUUCGAUGGAUGUGAUGCUGCUGAGGAGUAAAGUCUGUCUUGUUGCACAGGACAAAAUUCCCCUUCAGAGAAUAUUCCUACCCAUCCCUUCUGAGUGUGUGUUUGCUGCCUUUCUGUCCUUCGUUUGGGUACUUGCACAUUGAGGCUGCUAGAGUAGUUCCUUGGUUGGAAGUAAGUGCUGACACUGGUGUGUAGUAGUAGUUACUGCUGCCAAGUACAGUAUAGAGGUGAAGGUUUCAUAAUGAAAUGCUACAUAGCUGAGGUGGUGGCUAAAUCAUUUUGCACUGGGACUUGUCCCACUUCAAGCAGGGAAUGGUUUAGAGCUAAAACUAACAACCUUUGAUUUAAUAAAAACCAGCAACAAUGACAAAACUGUCAGAAGAACAGACCUUCAGGCAUGAAUGGCUGCUUUUUGCCCAGACCCCCCCAGGGUUAUGGGCUGCUGGCAGUGGCUUCAGCCCCAUCUUCUUCAAGCAGGAGAGGUUGUGCAGCUGGAACUCUUGAACAAUUGCACUGUUUUGAAGAUGGAUGGGGUUUUUAUAGUAUCUUAAACAGAGACGGUGUUGAACAGAGGUUCUGUAUCAUAAAAGAGAGAAAAUAGCUCCCAUUUGCAUGAGCUGGUUCUGUCUCCUGCAGGCAGCAGCCCUAGCAGCCUGUCCCUAGCUUUCCAGUGCUGCCCUGGGGCUUGGGUACCCAUCUGAGCCAGGACAGGGCAGCUGCCCUCUUGUCACUGUGUCCAGCUCCAACCUGGAGCCAGGGUGAGAGAAUUUAACUUGGCUCAGUCUAUAAUGAAACUUAAACUAAGUUACAGUGGCUCAGCUUUGCUGUAGGGUAAAACUGCACACAGCUGCCCAGGUACUGUCAACCUUUCAUGUGGCCACAGCUUUGGGAAUAAGCUUUUGAUGUUUUGACUCCUCCUGUACUUGUUUUAUACAUGCACAAAAUAAAUUAGGCCUCUCCCUUAAAAAUAAACCCUAUAACUGAUCAGGGAAGGCAUGAGGCUAAAGGUAGAUCAUGGUUUUAGCCUGGCAACUUGGGCUGACUUUCUGUACUGCUGGAGGCACAAACAGGACUGUAAUUUACAGUGCUCCUGAAUGAACUCAGACUGUACUGUAAAGGUAAAAAUUACAGAAUACAUUCUUUAGCUGCCUGGUUGGUCAUUGCCAUUCCUGGCAGAGCGGGAACCCAGGGCUGUGCAGCUCAAAGGCAGCGGUGAGCGUGGCAGUGAUGGUGUGGGAGUGCCCAGGCUGCACAGCCAAGCCCUGAUGGUUCUGUGUCCAGGUGUAUCCUGUACCCCUACAACCCCCACACCACCAACUAACUUGUGCUUCAUGACUUGGAUCCUAAGCAAGGCCUUUGAUGUCUUUAAUUUGUCAGCACUGAAAGACUGGGGGGGGGGGGAGGUGUGAAUGAGUGGAAAAACUUGAAAACCCAUUUACCUUUUCUCACACAGGAUUUUGCUUUCUGAUAAUCCCUGCGUCAUGUAGAGGCAAAGGCAGAGGAGUCUUCCUUGCAGCAUUGAGUCCCAAAUUAUAAAUACCUUUUCCCCUGAGGUAAGGAGGGUCCUUAGACUGGAUGGAGCCAAACCCUUCUAAGGGAACACACCCUUCUCUUGCCUGGUUUGGUUUUGUUUGUUGGUUUGUUGUGGGGGUUUUUUCUUUUCCUCUGAAUGAUGGUUUCUGGUCCCAUGUGAGGUGACCCCUCCCUCAUUAGGAAAUGCCUUCCUUGAAAAGUCAUCAGUGCAUCCCUGACUACUUCACCGAAUGCUCAGAUGUGUUCUUACCUUGAGGGAACAGCAAGGAAAGACUAUUUUUGUUAGCCCGGCUAGUCAGUACUUCUCAGCCUUUGGAUUUUUCUGCUGGGUCAUAAUUACCUGCUGCUACUUGCAACUGGCAAAUUAAGAGGCUUCAGUAACUUCAGGAUUAAACUGAACAGUAGAGAAAGCAGCUGGCAGGCUUGAAGCAGCAACUCAGCUUUAAUUUCUCUUUUGUCCUUGAGUCUUUGCACCUGCCCCUGUUUCACAGGGCCCUAG
Molecule: messenger RNA, 6938 nt
Organism: Grus americana (Whooping crane)
Lineage: Eukaryota; Metazoa; Chordata; Aves; Gruiformes; Gruidae
Gene: PROSER2
Product: proline and serine rich 2
Exons: 4
Coding region: 264-1682 (472 amino acids)
Source: RefSeq, a predicted model, not a curated record